ACCAUCCUGCUGCCAAUCUACUGAGAGACAAGAGUUAUGGAGGACAGAGUGGGCUGCCCAUCUGUUUUUGUCGUGGACGUACCACAGAGGGAUGUGCCCUUUGUGCCACCCGUGCGGAAGACCCAGAAGAAACGGCCGUAUGGCCAGCUGCUGCUGGGAAUCCUGGUGCUGCUGGCGUUGGCUGGUCUAGCCAUAGAAGCUUAUUUCCUUCUCUGCUUCCGCAAGGAACUGGACAAAGCCACAUCACAGGGAUCUGCAGAUGCAACUUUUGAGAAAUUUGUACAAGGUCACAAACCUACCCUUGAAAAGCCAGCUGCUCAUCUGACACUAGGUUCCUCUGUCACUGUGGCUCCGAAUGGAUCUCUGCAGUGGGAACCCACAAAUGGCUUGGCCUUCCUACAGGACAUGAACUACAGUGGUGGUUCCCUGAUUUGCAGCAAGCCUGGACACUAUUACAUCUAUUCCAAGCUCUACUUGGGGCAUUCAAACUGCCCAGACAUGCAGCAGAACAGCCAGUUUGUCACUCAUUCCGUUUACAAGAGGACUUCUCAGUAUCCUGAUCACAUGGUGCUGUUAACCAACAGCAUUCCUUACUGCAACUGGAAGAACAGCAAAGAUUGGAGGCAUAAUAGCUUCCUCGCUGGAAUGGUGCAGCUGGAGGAGAAGGACGAGGUGUUCAUCAAGGUGUCUCAGCAGCAGCUGGUGUGGGUCAAGGAUGAUUCAAGAUCAUAUUUUGGAGCCUUCAUGAUCUGAGAGCUCUUAGAGCUGUGUACAGACAAUUGAAUCUGUGGAACAACCAGAUGGCUUCCUUCUUAUAUUGCUGUGGCAGAAUUAGCCUCAAUUCUGCUUCAAUAGCUUGAUAACUUCUCAAAUAUUAUGAAGGUGAAGGGGAGCCUUACUGGGGAGCUGGGUCCACCUUGCUGAAGGGAAGAGGCCUGUUCACUCCUUUUGGAUAGAAAAAGAUGGUCCCUUGUGCUGGAUAACAGCACACUGACCAAACGUUUGAAAACAUUUUGGUGGUGGGCAGGGGGGGUUGCUGGGACACUGCUGUGAGAGGGAGGGUAGUUUUGUACUUAUCCGCUUUUGUGCAUAAGCCCUCAGACUUCCCCAGACUGCCAAAAGAUAAGAAGAAAAACAAGAGUGUUAUUUGUCACCAUAGGCACUAGCCAACAGGUGCCCACGACUGCCAUACCAGAAAUAUGUUGGAGCAGUGCUGGUUGUUUUUCCAGGGCUAGUUUUGCCUUUUCCUGGUUACACAUUAAAAUUCUACAAAAAUCCACUUUGACCAGGAACUAUGGUGGGACACAGAAUAUGAAAAUGUAAGGUGCCACCUCAGAGUCUCUACAAAUUGGACAUCUUUGUACAUAGCCUCAGCACUGGCGACAGAAUAGGAUGGUUUUAUUUUUAUUUUCUUUGCUUGCCACUGAACGCAUAUGUCUUAAAUGGGAUUCCUAGCACAAUCCAGGACGCUGCUUUGCAAUUUCAGCUUGUUGCUCAGCUAAGGAAGAUCCUGUGCUGGAGACCAUAUUUGACCUCUGAGGUAAAAAGUGAAGCCUUCUUGCUAAGACGUGAGAUCCAUAGUCAGCUAUCAAGACACCGCAUUGUGAUCUCUUGGAGAACCAAAAAACAAUCUGACCCUUCUGUGCUUUGCGCCUUUAUACCUUGUUUAUUUUCAGCGUUUCCUCCCGCAACCAACCUCCUUCUCCAAGUAUCCCAGAAGGGAUUGUGCAUAUUACUAUUAUUAUUAUCACUUUAUGAACUCUCCUCCAUGUGCAAGUAUCUGCUUUUCCUAAAAGAUACAACUGUAGAAUGAGAUUUGACAAUGGGAUGGUGUCAGUAAGGGCAACUGAGGCUUUGGGCAUUGCUUCCAAGAUUAGUUAUUCCUGCCAAUCAGGGGUCAAUCAAGCAGUGAGAAGAGCAAUCUCACAAGACAGUACAAAGUAAACAACAAGAUUUGUCUGUGUGAAGUCACUGAGGGCAAGAGAAGGCAACAUUCAUGAAUGGGUCACCGUUUUCGUAGGAAGUGCUGAAAAAUCCUAGUGAAACGGAGGCAGUGUGUCAUGGCUAAAAAUACUCAUUAAAAACUGCCCUACUAAUAGAACAUAUGAAAUGAAAUUAAAAUAUCUGCCAACAAAUGGUCUGUUUGCCCAUGUGUUUGGGAUAGGAAGGGAAUUGACAAAGGAAAUGCCCUUUGCUAUACUGGGAGAGAAUGUUUUUCUUUUCUGAGGAAAAGUAAUUGCGUUGAUACUGGAGAAUUUCUGAGCCAGAUGAAACAUAAGCCUCGGACAACUCACAAACAAUUUUAAUGGGGUUACUUUGCAUGUUAACUCAGAAGAUACGGUAACUCCCACUGACUUCAAUGAAGACUUCAUUUUCAACAACGUUUUAU
Molecule: messenger RNA, 2389 nt
Organism: Podarcis muralis (Common wall lizard)
Lineage: Eukaryota; Metazoa; Chordata; Lepidosauria; Squamata; Lacertidae
Gene: TNFSF14
Product: TNF superfamily member 14
Biological process (GO): immune response
Cellular component (GO): membrane
Molecular function (GO): tumor necrosis factor receptor binding
Source: RefSeq, a predicted model, not a curated record